CGUCGACUAGUUCCAACGCUUGCGUCCCUACACCGGGCUUGAAUAUUUUGUUUUUAAAAGUGAAAAACACGAAUACUAUUGACAUCGAGAACCGCGAACCUUGGCAUGCAUCAACGAUUGUCGUUAUCUCGAGUAUUUCGCCAGCUUUGUGACUAAUGCUUUGGACAAAUUACUUACCACACGCCGGGAGUUUCAUUCUUUCGAAACAAAUGAUGGUGCAGACGCCAUCUUAGGUAAUGCGCGCGGGAACCAGCGGCGGCGGAGGGAGGGGAGAGGAGGGAGAUUCAAUUGAAUAUUUUUUUAUGGAUGUCGACGUGGCGAAAGGUGGAGGAGAAAUUUAAUUGACGAUUUUUGGUGAGAAGGCUUGAGAUCGUUGCAGAAUAUAGCUAUUGGUUGUCUCCUCAUCUGUUGAAUCAAGAACCCGGAGAUAAUUCUUCUGGAAAAAUUCUGAGGAAAAUGUUUUGAGAAAUUUUGAGGAAAAUUUUUCCUGGAGGAAUUCCUGCUGAUGGUGCACCUCCUGGGGUAUCUGGGUUACGUCGUGAGAAAAAUACGUUUGAAAAAGCUGAGGCUCCAUCCAGGGAAGAUCCAGCGAAGACCUUCCGGUAAUUCUCCUGGAGUUUUCUGAAGGAUCUGCAGAGGACAAAAAAAUUUCAACGCAGCACAUCGAUAUCAUCUUUAAUAUGCGGUAAUGUUACCUCUAAAAAGCAUAACUCCUUCUCUUCUGGAACGUGAAGCCGGAAGUGAUGUUUCCAGCGAUUCUUUUUCCGUGAUGCGUAAUCAUUCAGAACGGUAGCGAUCCAGGAAAGCUAUUCAAAUAGCUCCAGCAAGUUGAGUGGUAACGGGUGGUUGAAGAAAUCCACCUUUGGCUUUCUUCUGGUCGCUCUUGGAAAUCCCGAAGAGAUGCGUCAAAGUACUUUCUCGUUUCUUUGUUCUUCAUUCUCUUCUUCUUCCUUAUUUUUUAUAUCCUCAACCUCCGCUGAUGCUCGACGAUGCAGUCUUCAUCCUUCCCGGGGGGGCUCAAGUGCCUCGAGGAGGCGAGAACAGAGCCAGCAAUUUGCGUAAUUGCGAUAUCCACGGUGUGCUCGAGAGAUCCGACGCACGUUUACUUGCACAAUGUUGAAGGUUAAAGUGGGGAAAGAUGGACCACUGAAUUUACAAUGCUUGAAGGAAAAUGAGGGAAAAAAAUUGAUGCAAAAUUGGGGGUAAAUAAAGGUUUUAUGGUCAAAGGAUUGUUUGAGGUCAGGGAUGUUCUCUCAUGUUUUUAUGAAGUCCAUACGAUAAUUAAUUUAUUUAUUUGCGAGACGUUCUAGGGCCUUCAUGCCGAUUUAAACGCAUUAACUUUUAUGGUGAUAGAUCGUAUGUAUCGUGGCUUCGAUUCGGACUAAAAAAUAUUAAUUAUUUAUAUUCUCUCGGUAUCUUUUAUAGAUCUUCCGAAGAUUCUUCUGAGAAUCGUUUUAGUGAACCCUCAGGAUCUUGAAAAGUCUUCCAGCAUCGACUGAAAGCUCUUCACAAGACAAUUUUGGAAGAACUUGAAGAAAUUUCGUUAGGAAAUCUUCGAAAUACAAUUUUUUUUUCUCUAAAAAAAUUUCCUGAAGAGCUUUCAAAGUCCUCUGAAGAGCUUUCCGGUAUCUCUGGACAACUUUAUCCCCUAAAAAUUUUCCUGAGCCACCAGAAAAAAGACGACUAAAGUAAUCUCUAGGAGACUCUUCGACAGCUUCUCCCACAAACUCCUGAAAGCUAUUCCAAGUACACAUUUUCUUCCACAUGUCUUAUCAUAAAUAGCCAGCACUACUUAAUUAAUACCGAGUGUAGGUGUAAGGAAAUGUGUCAAGAAGUUUUUAUAUAAGUGAUUCAACUGCGUGGAGACUCAAUUAGUCCCCCUUUAUGAAUUUUCAUAAGUGAACCCGUGUAAAGGGAAAUCGAGUGCAAGAAAAAUUCGCAUUUUUUUUUUUCUGAAUAAUUUAAUGUACAGUGAGGUACAUUCUGGAGGUACGGAGGCGUUUGAGAACCGUCAUGGUAGGCAGUGGUGAACCAGAGCAAGAUAUACGUGUGCACGGGUUGGGCUACCGGUCGGUCGGGUCGGGUCGCUGUUCUCCUGUUGUUUCAUUCUGCUCUUUUUAGUCACUUUUGUUGUUUCUCUAUACUCUCGAAUCCCCUUUUUCCCCCCGUGGUCUCUCUUAUCUCUCUCGUUCGCCUCAUCCCGAUUCGUUUUUACACGUUCACGGGGUAUGUGGUGGUAUCUGUUGUCCAAUUGUUUUAUUACAGUUUGUAAAGGCCGACGUCGAUCGGAUGGUGGCUUUUGUUGGUGGUAGGGUUCUAUUGUUGCCUCUUGCAGUUUAAGGAUGGGGAUAUUUGUUGCUGGGGGUUGGAGAUUAGCUGAGGGUGACGAGAGAAUUUUUUUUAUUGAAAUUAUCCUGACGAUGUCAGGGAAAUAUCCGGAUAUUCCCUGAUGGGGAUGUGGACAUCUGUUUUGUCAAAUAAAAACGUCCAGUAGACCCUCUCUUGUCUGAGUCUCAUCCAGUGGACUUCUUUGGGCUUGGGGGAGGUCCAGGGAACGUCCAACGACUGUCUAGGGUCAGUCAAGGGAUGUUCCCUUUCCAAGAAUUUCAAACUCAUCUGUUGAUCGUGAUGGAGCUCCUCUUUUACUCUUCUACCCUGUCAAGCUGCUCGUGUUAUCAUAAAUUUCGGUCUAGGGACAACUGAUGGACGUCCCCUCGACAUCUCAACUCAGUCGAUAAAUUGCAACAUCUGAACUCACCAAAAGGUCUCAAGAACGUCCCCUCAUUUUAUCCAAAUGUCUUCCGAAAAAAUUUCCCAAUUUUCGUCAGAAUUAUAUUCAGUCUUUCGUUACCUCACGAGGUAAUUAAUUUCCUCGAGUAAUGGGGUCAGGUAUGAGUUCAGCGAGUGCGUGGCCUGCGCACUGCAUCACCAGGGGAUAAUCAAUAUCAGCUCGGAAGUUUUCCCCGGAUAACAACUUCGAUACCAUGUGUGACAGUUCUAGACGUUCUCUUCCCUGAUAUCGUAGUCUCCACCUCACGCGCAAUCAAUCGGGCCAACAGGCCCAGUACAACCUAAAUAUGGUGAUAAUUCCCCUCAUCGUCAUCAAUUAAUGUCUCCAACCGAUUUCGUUCAUCCGGUGUCAUCGCAACAUGGUGUAAAGUGACUGAAACUCGUGUCAAGAUGGAUGGCAGGAUGAUGUUGGGUGUCAACGUCGGCGUCAUCGUUUUGCUGACGAUAUUCACCGGAUUCCUAGUGCUUCCAUUGAAACUACUUCUGAAUGCCAAUCACGCGGUGCAACGGAAUACUUCGUUGAAUACUACAGAAAUAAUUGAGGAAGUGAUUGAGUUUCGGAGGCUGCGAUUGUGCCCCGCAGGGUACAAAUACUGGAUUGCAUCGACUUUCAUGAGUAAUUACGACAGAAAUUGUACGUAUGAAAGUCCCAGGAACUCCAAUGAACCAAUUGACAAUGGGAAAUCGAAUGGUGGACAUUUACCAAGUGGCUUCCGAGUUAUUCGUCCCAAAUCCGUUCCUGUGACUGAUCAUAUCCUCGCGCUGAUGCUCAUCGUUUCCGUCAUCGGGGCCUUCGUGGAGCUGCUGAAGCUGCGGUUCAUCAAUCCCGAGGACACAAAGGGUGACGGUGUGACGUCUAGGAGGCAAUCGAUUGUUGAUCUUAUGCUACCGAGGAAGUGCAUAUCCCGGGAGCCGAUCAAGCCGCAGAUGUCGUUGGACAUGCAGAGGAUCCAUCGAUCGCCGCUGAGAAUGCUCGCCACGUCGAAGGCAGGUUGCGUUCCGCCGUUGAUUCGUCGUUCCUCAUUUCCGACUUAUUUCACCCUGGAUGGCACUAUUUGUGAUUCCUCUACACCACCACACUCAUCAAGACGGCCAUCAGUCACCGCGGAUGGUGAAACCGGUGUCAACACGUCUGUUCUUCAUCGCCGUGCACGACUCAUUCGUCGCUGAGGUGAUGUUUUUUUUUUUCAACGAUUGGAUAGGCACAUUGUGAUCGUCAAUCAAUGUUCUUUCGGUGAGAGUAAAAAAGGGUACAAAUUAUUCGCGAAGAAGCUGCCGAAGGAUUUAAUCAUUCCGGUUAAUCUUUUCAUGCGCAUGUUCAGGGAAUAUUGGAGACACUUGUGGACGGGUUUCUUCGUCAACGGCUAGUGGAUACACUGAUGGGGGACUAUUUUUUGACUGAAGGCUGCUCUUUCUAUCUCCAAUUUUUGGAUAUAUUUCUAAGACUACGUCGGAUAUAUAUUUUUAUCCUUUUAUCAACUUUGAAAUUGAUCUCUCCGGUGAAUGUGGAGGGCAUCACUUCUUUCAGAUCCUGAUAACAAUUUUUGUCGGUGUUUCUAAGGACUUCGUGUUGCAUUACAGAUCUCUGAAUGUGAUACUAUCAACUGUAUGUGAUAUUGUAUUCCGAAUUAUAUUUGAAAAAUAUAUGUUUAUCGAUGUUCACUAACACGAUUCUAUCGUCGUAAUCCAUUCGCGGGGAUUAAUUUUUUGAAAUUUCUAGGUGAAUUGUAUUUUUGUACUCACAGCGGCCUCUGACAAGCGACUGAGGAUAUAACGAAUCUCCAGCUGUUGGUACUGUAGAUAUCUCAGUUAACGCGCGAUCAGAAUUCAUUUGAAUUCAAGUAGAUACAGACGCGCGCUUUGUCUGGUCAGACAAGAACGGGGUCUAGAAAGAGAAGGAGCGUUAACAUUACGAGAGGGCUUCGCACAUUUAUUAACCAAUAAAAAAAUAUUUUAAUAAUUGAUAUUCACUUUAUUGUAAUUACAGCACCGAAGGUGCGCUGCAUAAUCGUAACCAUCAUAUCGAACAUUCUUGACAGUAAACAUUUUCUCUGGUCACUCCAGGUGACCAGAAAGCUCUUCAGGAUAAUCUUUGGAAGAUUCUUCUAGACAUUUUUUAAAUAACCAAAGGUGGAUAUUUUUCUACGUGGGUUUUGUGACUGUUCUCCGUAGAUUAAUCACAUCCAACGUAAGUUACAUAAUAAAUUCUUUAUCGUGGAUGCAACCAGCCACUUUCAGUCUCUGUUUUUAUUGCGAAACUCGGAUCAGCACUCCAUAGAUCACAGUAGUCCUCGAUUCAUCGAGAUGUAUUUACUCAACCGUCUCCACCUGUGCCAUUCAGCAACCGUGACUUCAACCACAUGUAGAACUCCACUUCGUCCUUGAAGACUUCUCUCAGUCGUUUUUGCGCGGUUGGUUUCAAGGUCAUCUUUGUAUUUUCACUGUGAGAAACCCUGUGAGGCCCUGAGGAUCGAAUAGACAGUCUCAUCAGUCAAUGGACCGUCGGAAAAAUAAUGUAUUGUAAUUGAUUGGAACUCACGAAUUUUUUUAUAAACUCUGAGGGCACCAGUGAAGAAGUAUGGAAACUUCUCCUCAAGCUCGGAUAGGGUCUCUUCCAUGUAUUCCAGGAGUCCGAUGACUUUAUACCAUUUCACGACAUUCGCUUUCGCUCGUUUCAGUCUCCAUUUGUUGUUAAUUUUACUGAAAAAAAAAUAGGGAAUUAAUUUACAAAACAGGACAUCAGAGGGUUUCACUAUUUUCUUCGUCAUUUUCCUUCGCUUUUAUUCGAUUCUGUGGUAUUACCACACAAUACCAUCAAUGUCUUCCCCUGGGGGGUGGGGGGUGGGACUGUCUAUGAUUUAUUUGGCGUAGAAUACCCGAUACAGUUUAUGCAAUCAAAAAAGUCAUUUCACAGUCACUUUCAUCGAUCUUUCGAUCUAAUCUUCAGUUCCGUAAUUGUCGAUCGUCGAAUUUAAUUUUAUGAUCCAGUGAAAAAUAAAAGAUAGUCAAUUUUUCACUAACAAUGUUCUUCGAGUCGAAUGAAAUGAGUCAGUCACAUCAUAAAUUGAUCACGCUCAUGUUGUCUGAUAUUGCAAAAUAGCAACGACAGCAGUCGAGAAAAUGGUCCAUCGAUAUCGAUCUAGUAAUCUACUUGUCUUCGAGACUAUUAUAUCUAAAUGGAAAGUCGAUGUGACAUGCUUACGUGCAUCGCGGAUCCUGUCCGCAGAAAUGAGGUAUAGAUCCCCGAUAAAUACCCGCAGCACCACCUCUACGGUACCUGUCACAGCAAAUCAUAUCUUUAAUUAACGAGUUGCAAAAACUGGAGUAUUGAAUAACCACAUUAGUCGGGAUUUGUUACAUAAAUUCCAGGAUUGUUAGCCGAUAAUUCCCAUCGCUCUGCCAUGAAUGUGCAGUACACUCGAUGAUUGCUCAAUUAUGAGAGUUUAAAAACGAAAGUGAAGUCGCUAAUUAGGGACGAAACUCCCGGGUAAUUAAUCCUGGUACCGUCAGGUACAAUAAAAAGUUGUUUAAUUCUAUUUUUGGCUUUUAGAUGUCAAUGAUCCAGGCGAUGUACCUUUGCAGAUUUAUGGGGUCCAUGGGGUCUCUCACUAGGGACGUGAAUACAGGCGCUUGUCUUCCAAAUUGGGAAAAAUUGAGGAAUCUGACGUCACCGUCGAAACUUAGGGGGAUGGCUUCUUGUCGGAUGAUGCUCGUUAUUUCCUCGACUAGUAAUUCCUGGAGUGGAAAUCAUUAUUACCAUAAAUUAAUUAUUUUAUCAUACCAUCAUAGGAUCAUUCGUAUUGGGGAGAAUAGGACAGACUUCAUGAUGACAAAGAAUAUUAGUUUUUUUUUAAGGAUCAUUAUGCAACUGAUUUGUUUAUCGACUGAUCAGGUGACUUUUAAAACGGAUAAAACGUUCUAUUCAAGAACGAGAAUGUUUUUAAUUUGAGGAACCGGAUAUUCCUGAUUCGCGCAAACCAAUAGUCUUAUGAAACAAUUCCACGAUUUAUUUAAUAAAGAAAUAUUUUAUUAUUUCGAUAAAUGCCAGUUGCAACGAUUAUUCAAGUCAACAUAAAAAACCCGAGUGGUUUGAAUAAUUAAUGAUUAUUCCACUGAUCAAUAAUUAUGACAAAUAAAUCUCUUCAGCAAUAAAUUUCCCCACAAAAUAACGUCUUUCCUAGAUCAAUGACGUACAUUUUUUCGUUAACAAUUUGUUUUUUUCUCAUUAUAAUAUUUAUCAUCAAUCACUCUAGUUCAUAAAGAUAUUCCCAGUGAGUAUUUUCAUUUCCUCGAGGUAUCUCCUUCUAACAUGAAUAUCAUUAAAAGCACUUCACGCUUUUGAUAAAUUUCCAUUGAAUUAAAAUAAAUCUUUCAGCUCUGGAAAACCUGAAUGAUUUGAAUCACUAGUGGGAAUAAUCCGUUCCCCAAAUUCAUUCGAACUCGCACUUCCAAUCAAUGACAUCAGACAAGUCACAACAACUCCAUAACUGUCUCACAAGAAACUCCUCUCCAAAUCUAAUCGAGAAUAGAUAUUCGAUUACGAAAUCGAAAUAGACCGGUCUUAAUCAGGGACCAGGGACUAGUCGCCCCUGUCUACUGAAUUUCAAUUCACAACUACUUCGAUAAACUUCGAUCAAUCCGAACCUAAUCCCUAUAAUUCGUGACAAAAAAAAUACUGGAGAGUCGAUCGUGCUAAAGUUCACGAGCCGCUAAAGUUCAGGCUCAGCAAUUACACCCGAAGACGUUCCCUAAAGGCUAUUGUUAAUCCUUUCACUCGACAUUUGUGAUUUCUUUAUCCUCACACUGCUCCAAUUGAAGUUCUCCCCUGAUCCCAUCCGAAUGUCCCGAAUUUUAGACUAGUAAACAAUAAUAAACCGGCACCGGACGUCCCACCGAUUCCACUCGCACUAUGAGACGUUCAUUCGCAGUUUAAUCGUGAAAAAUCCAUUGAAGUAUUUUUUUAAUCCACGUUAUCAAUUCACCUGUUGAAGUGUGGAAAGUAAUCCGCUGUCUCCUGGUGGCAGUCGGAUAUGUUUAAACGCAUUGUAGCCCUGUAAUCGUUGAAGUAUGAGAACGAGUAAUUCAACACCAGCACCUGGUACUCUGGUCACCAUGAGUGUGUCCUCAUUCAUCUCAGGCAGCAUUCCCCGGAUGCCGAGCUCGGCGAGUGAGGGUGUGACCGAAUGACGCGUCUGCAAAAUCAAUUGAAUUUGAUAUAAACAUUCUUCGAGGGUAAUUAAAAUUGUCUGAACACGUUGCGCGAAAGUUGUCGCUGAAUUUAUUGAUUUAACACCGGAAAUCGACGUUCAGUUAACGAGCUGUUGAUUCGUCUGUGGGGAUAAUUAGUGCGAUCGACGUAGGGAGUCGGUUUUUAUUUUGUUGUAAAAAUAAGUCAUUUGGAGAAAUAAUCAGAUAGUGGUGAAUUUAAUGGCCAGUGGAGGAACGAGUCAACGAUAAUUACGUCUUGUCAUUAGAGGCGGAAGAUUACACGAGGAAUUUUUAGUGAUUGUUGAUGACCUUUGAUUCAAUGUUUUCAUGAUAGAUUUAAUGUUCCCCUUUUGAACUAAUUAACUGAUUAACUGUAAUGAUGCUAACUAUUUUUACGAGGACAGUAUAGUUUAUCACCCGAGGAACAAAAUAGUAAUUAUAAUUAUUAAUUACUAUUUCAUGGAAGUUACAGAAAAAAUCCCCAAUUACUGACUUGAAAACUUGUUGACACAUCCUGAAGAUCUGAAAUGAUAUCACUCGUUCGCCUGCGGCUUCUCUCGUUGAUCUCCACUUCCUUCACUGGCUUCACAUUGAAAAUAAUGAAGAUCAGUGUCAACAGUCCCAGAAGCACUGUCACAAGUCCCCGCGCUCGUCUCAUGAAGACCGACAAACGAAGAAAAAUAACUACAAAAAAAUCAGAAAAUUAAUUCUCUCCUUCGGAAAUUCGUCGAAUGAAUUGUUUCAGUAUCUUCUUUGUUCAUAUCAGAUUAAAAUCAGAAGGAAGAUGGGAGUAGAGCACGGGGAUACACGUCUGGAGCGUGACUGAGGUGAAUGUGAGUGGGUCAGUCUGCAGACCCUGGGCCCCACAUUCCCGCGGAAAAGGUACACACGAAUCUUCCCCCACUUGAUUACACUUCAGGCAUUUCGUCUGCCUGAUUGUGAGUAAUUCGCCAGGUGGAAAUGGCAGUCCUAAGUGCUCUUGGGUAAUUUAUUGUGGAUUAUGCAAACGAGCUUGCACACAAGUCCAUAAUUAUUUGUAAUGAAGCCCAUUUUAUAUGGUCAAAGGACUUAUUCUAUUUUUAGUUCAUUUUUACAGAAAAUUAGGAGCGUAACGCUUUCCAACUCUGUCGGUGUUUUUUUUAUUCUCAAAACGCUUUAACAAGAAAAUUUAAUGAUUUAUAAAUCGUCGUGUGGAGGAAUUAAUUACUUCACGUGGCAGCAAUAAAAUCCAUUAGUCCGUAAUGAACAAUUUUCUCCGAAAAUAAUAAUUACAAAUUAUCUGGCGGACGCUUUCAUCAACCGCUUCAGCAACAUUGUUUUUUCAACAUCUAGACGCAUAUUCCCCGGGUCUCAGUGAAAGUUUGCGGCUUCUGAAUGCAUAUGUUCCCACCGAUUACUCAUUCAAACGGUCUCAUACAAUCCUCGGUGAAAGAGGGUCACUCCCACAGGCGAAUCCUUUCAUCAGUUUCACUCAGAAAGUGCAAGCAACAGCAUUCAUGAAAAAUCAAUUUUACGCAAGGAAUUUAUUCCUUCGUUUGAUUGUCUCCCAGCAAGUCAGGUAGAAAUGAAAUAGAAAUAAAAAACCAAAAAUCAUGUGAAAGACGGCAUGGUUUUUAUUCACCGAAAAAUUCUAUUAUCACAUAUGUGUAAUCCCAUCAAUAAAAAUAUAUAAUUUUACAACAUUGUAUGGGGUCGUUAAAUUCAUCAACUAUAUACAUCAUUUCAUAAAUAUGACUCUUCUUUCUUUCGUAAAAAAAGAUAGUUGAAUUUUGAGGUAGGCAAUUGCGAAAAACCAGCUCGAUAUUAUCAUCAAAAAAUAUUAUUGAAUUUGGUUCUGUAGUUUAUUGUCCAUCCACAAGGAUGAUCACUAAAUUUUCUUCCAACGGAAUAAACAUUUUCGUCAAAUCCUUACGCAUUAAAAAUAAAGACACUACUUCACUGAAUUAAUUCCACCAAAGUGUUCACAAUGGAAUACUCAUCAGCAGAUGAAACAAAAUGGAUACCACUAUUUUCAUUUUUAUUUUCAGUGUUUGAAAUUCAUCAAAUUCCACAAUCAUUAUUUUUUCAAGUAUCAAUAAUAUCCCUCUUUCCACUCUUUCAAUAUAUUUAUUCUCGUUAAAUUGAAUCCACAAACAACUUGAUAUGUAUUAGACGUCUAGCCGAACGUAUUAGUCACUGAUACCUUCAAAUUAGUCAUAAAUUAUGUUUUGAUUCCACCACUAAUCAAUACGGAAUAAUUAAUCAUUCCAUUUCAUUAAGUGACAACUCAACGUAUCGAUAAUCCAUUGCAUGGACAAUUCAACCCAUCGGCAUGUGCACAUAAUGUGUACAUAAUAUGUGCAUCAACGAAAAGGUGGUACCAUUGUUAUAGUAUUUAUCUUCGAGUCAUUUUCCAAAAAAUAAUGGGGUUCAUCAUUAUCCUGAUUUCUUCAAAAAUUGAUGAUUAAUAAAAUAAUGAAUUUACUGAAUUAUCGAUGCAAUGAAUAUCUGUGACAUCACUUGCAGUAUUGAACAGUGGAGUUACCAAUAUUUUGGCAAAAUAUCGGAAGAACAAUCUAUGCAAAAUUUUACGUUACAAAGGUUCCACUCAAUUUAUUUAAUUCCACCCUCGGCAAUGUCAUCACAAAAAUUACACAAUAUAAAAAAAAACAAAAUCAAAAA
This is a messenger RNA of Diachasmimorpha longicaudata, 10659 nucleotides long. RefSeq lists its product as uncharacterized. The record is from RefSeq and is a predicted model, not a curated record. Bases 3181 to 3960 code for a protein of 259 amino acids. The transcript is spliced from 6 exons. NCBI's taxonomy places the organism in Eukaryota, Metazoa, Arthropoda, Insecta, Hymenoptera, Braconidae.